Raphanus sativus (radish) is the source of this 2189-nucleotide messenger RNA. Its product is annotated as calcium-dependent protein kinase 9. The transcript is spliced from 9 exons. Gene Ontology annotation, biological process: intracellular signal transduction; protein autophosphorylation; peptidyl-serine phosphorylation. Gene Ontology annotation, molecular function: ATP binding; calcium ion binding; calcium/calmodulin-dependent protein kinase activity. Gene Ontology annotation, cellular component: cytoplasm; nucleus. The coding region runs from base 342 to 1955 and encodes 537 amino acids. NCBI's taxonomy places the organism in Eukaryota, Viridiplantae, Streptophyta, Magnoliopsida, Brassicales, Brassicaceae. The record is from RefSeq and is a predicted model, not a curated record.
GCCCUCUCUCCUCUUCCUAUAAUAUGAACCCACCACUACCACCACCACUUGUUCUCCAUUCAUGCUUCUCAUGAUUUAUUCUGCAACUUUUUCAACUCUCUAAUUUUUAAAUAAUCAUCAAAUCCAUCUGGCAAACAUUAUUUCUUGCUUCAUGAACUAAGCUGCGAUCAUUUUCUCUCUCUGGGUCUUCAGAAUUCGAGCUAACUUAGCUAAAGGCGUGAUCUUUCUUCUCCGGGUCGUCAGAAUCUGAGCUAAAGUUGCCAUCUUUAUUCUCUGGGUCGUCGUCAUUUGAGCCAACUUAGUCAAAGUUGCGAUCUUUCUUCUCUGGGUUGUCGGAAAUCAUGGGGAACUGUUUUGCAAAGAACAAUGGAUUGGUGAAGGCUCAGCAAAACGGGCAGACCAGAUCAGUUGAAGUGGAUCAGACCCACCAAGAUCCACCGUCGUAUACUCCACAGCCUAGAAGCCAGACGCCGGAGAAACCCCCUUCCGGGACGAAUCAACCGCCGCCGUGGAGAAUGGCGGCACCAGCACCAAGCCCCAAAGCGGCAAGGAGCAGUUCUAUCCUAGAGAACGCUUACGAGGACGUGAAGCUGUUCUACACAUUGGGGAAAGAGCUAGGACGAGGGCAGUUCGGGGUGACGUAUCUCUGCACGGAGAACUCGACGGGGAAGAAGUACGCUUGCAAGUCCAUCUCGAAGAAGAAGCUGGUGACGAAAGCUGAUAAGGAUGAUAUGAGGAGAGAGAUUCAGAUCAUGCAGCAUUUGAGUGGGCAGCCUAACAUUGUGGAGUUUAAAGGAGCGUAUGAGGAUGAGAAGGCUGUGAAUCUGGUCAUGGAGCUUUGCGCUGGUGGCGAGUUGUUUGAUAGGAUCAUUGCUAAAGGGCAUUACAGUGAGAGAGCAGCUGCUUCUGUGUGUAGACAGAUUGUGAGUGUUGUCAAGAUUUGUCAUUUCAUGGGUGUGUUGCAUAGAGACUUGAAGCCUGAGAAUUUCUUGCUUUCUAGCAAAGAUGACAAGGCUUUGAUCAAGGCUACUGAUUUUGGCUUGUCUGUCUUCAUUGAAGAGGGAAAAGUAUAUAGAGACAUUGUUGGGAGUGCAUACUAUGUUGCUCCUGAAGUCUUGCGACGUAGAUACGGGAAAGAAGUUGAUAUAUGGAGUGCUGGAAUCAUAUUAUACAUUCUACUUAGUGGUGUGCCCCCGUUUUGGGCUGAGACCGAGAAAGGGAUAUUUGAUGCUAUAUUGGAAGGCCAUAUCGACUUUGAAAGCCAGCCUUGGCCAUCAAUCUCCAACAGUGCUAAAGAUCUUGUGCGUAAAAUGCUGACUGCUGAUCCAAAAAGGAGGAUCUCUGCUGCUGAUGUUCUUGAGCAUCCAUGGCUUAGAGAAGGAGAAGCAUCGGACAAGCCGAUCGACAGUGCUGUUCUCUCAAGGAUGAAACAGUUUAGAGCAAUGAAUAAGCUAAAGCAACUUGCCUUAAAGGUCAUUGCCGAGAAUAUUAACACGGAAGAGAUCCAAGGAUUGAAGGCAAUGUUUGCUAACAUAGACACAGACAACAGUGGCACAAUCACAUAUGAAGAACUGAAAGAAGGAUUGGCCAAGUUGGGAUCUAAACUCACAGAAGCUGAAGUGAAGCAGCUCAUGGAUGCUGCUGAUGUUGAUGGGAACGGGUCAAUGGACUACAUAGAGUUCAUUACUGCAACUAUGCAUAGACACAGGCUUGAAAGUGAUGAGAAUCUUUACAAGGCCUUCCAGCAUUUUGACAAAGACGGCAGCGGAUACAUUACAAUAGACGAGCUGGAAGUGGCGUUGAAGGAGUAUGGAAUGGGAGAUGAUGCAACAAUCAAAGAGGUUCUCUCAGAUGUUGACUCUGAUAACGAUGGUAGAAUCAACUAUGAAGAAUUCUGUGCGAUGAUGAGAAGUGGAAAUCCACAACAACAACAGCAACAACCGCGGCUGUUCUAAGGGGACAUUGCUCCAGGAUUCAAAGUAUGAAGAGGAGGAGAAAUGGUAUGUAUCUAAUCCAGAAAGUCAUGAGCUGUAUUUAUCAAUGUUUAUUCAGACAAAAGCUACAUAAAACCAGAAAGAUACUCAGAACUCUUUGAUUGCUUGUGUUUUGUGACUUUUCUUCUGUUUUGUCUAUUCUUUGUGUGUUCUGUUGUACCAAGGCUGUUGUGCUAUGAGAGAAAAGUUUUCUAA